Messenger RNA from Podarcis raffonei (Aeolian wall lizard), 2566 nucleotides. RefSeq names its product cGMP-dependent protein kinase 1-like. The record is from RefSeq and is a predicted model, not a curated record. Gene Ontology annotation, biological process: protein phosphorylation. Bases 229 to 2247 code for a protein of 672 amino acids. Gene Ontology annotation, molecular function: ATP binding; cGMP-dependent protein kinase activity. The transcript has 21 exons. NCBI's taxonomy places the organism in Eukaryota, Metazoa, Chordata, Lepidosauria, Squamata, Lacertidae.
GCGCGGCAGCCAUGCCCAAGCGAGGAUGUUGGCACGCCCCCCUGCCCCCUCCCCCCUCCCCCAGAAACUGGGGUGACUCAUUCGCCCACCAGCCCCUCACUCGGCAGCUGGAGCGGCGGCAGAGCGGAGGCACCCGGGCGCUUGGCAGCGCUUGAGAGCUGGGCUACAGCCUCGAAGAAAACGGAGUUGACGCCUCUUGAAAUCUGCCCCCCCCCCUGAAAAAAGGAGAUGGAUCUCCGCCUGAGGGAUCUGCGCUUGCAAGAGGAGAAGGAAUUCCUGGAGAGCGUGGCACUGCCCCCGGCUGCUGAGGACUUGGAGGAGGCCAGGGACCCCGCGGGCGAGAGCGCUCUGGACCAGUCCCUGGUGGAAGACGCCCGCAGGGGCAGCCGAGGCCAUGGCAUCGUCCCCGAGCCCCUGGACUCUGAUGGCGACUGGCAGCUGCCCUGCAUUCCCAAGUCCCCCAGGGACACCGGCCUGAUCCUGGACGCGGUCAAGCGCAGCGAAUUCCUGCGGUGCCUGGGGGACGGGAAGAGCCAGCCCCUGGUGGAGAGCUUUGUGCCCGAGCAGCACCAGCCUGGGGGCACCGUGGUGGCCGAGGGGGACGACGGGCACACCAUGUACAUCGUGGCUGAAGGGGAGCUGAGCGUGACGCAGAAAGGACGCCAACUCCGCCGCCUGCUCCCGGGGGACGUCUUUGGGGAGCUGGCUGUGCUGUACAACUGCCGGCGCACGGCCACCGUCACAGCGCUCACCCUGGUGGAGUUAUGGGCCAUCGACCGCCAGACGUACCGCACCAUCAUCACUGAGAAUGCCAAGCGGCAGAGGGCAGAGGUGCUGGCUGGCCUGCGGAGGGUGAAGCCUCUCCAAGGCCUGUCAGAUGCUGCCUUGUCCCAGCUGCUGGACUCUGCGGAGGAGCGCACCUUCGCCCAGGAUGAAAUGAUCAUCCAGGAAGGAGACGAGGGCAGGACCUUUUUCUUCAUUCUCAGUGGACAGGUGGAGGUGACAAGGAGCGUGGAGGGGAAAGAGGAGCACAUCCGAGUCCUGAAGGCCGGGGACCACUUUGGGGAGCUGUCCCUCAUCCGCAACAUCCGCCGGACAGCCAGCUGCCGGGCCCAGGAGGAGGUCACCUGCAUUGCAAUUGCCAAGGAGGACUUUCAGGAACUGAGCCCCAUGUGCAGCCAAGAGACGGAAACGGCGGUGCAGGAGGCUCCCCCCUUCUCUGAGCCCGGACGGGGGUCCUUCCUAGAGGGAGCUCAGAACCCCCUGCAGCUUCAGGACCUCCUCCCUGUUUUCUACGAAGAUGGGGAUCAGCGAGGGAAGCCAGUCAUCUUGGGCACUGGGGGCUUUGGCACCGUGGAGCUGGUCCGUCGUGUGGAGGAGGGCCAGGAGCUCUUCUUCGCCCUCAAGCGCCUGCGGAAGGACCACGUGGUGCAGAAGCGGCAGCAGGAGCACGUCCUGAUGGAGAAGAAGGUCCUCCGGCAGAGCCGCUGCCCCUUCAUCGUCAGGCUCUUUGCCACCUUCCGGGACAGCCGCCACGUCUACCUGCUGCUGGAGUUCUGCCAGGGGGGCGAGUUGUGGGCCAAGCUGCGCGAGGCCCGCUGCUUCUCGGAGCCGGUGGCCGUCUUCUGCUCCGCCUGCGUGGUCGAGGCCCUGGACUACCUGCAUGCCCAGGGGGUUGUGUAUCGCGACCUGAAGCCAGAGAACUUGAUGCUGGACGCCAAGGGCUACGUCAAGCUGGUGGACUUUGGCUUUGCCAAGGCGCUGAGGCGGGGGGAGAAGACCUACUCCUUCUGCGGGACCCCCGAGUACCUGGCUCCUGAGAUCCUCCGCCACGAGGGGCACGACUUUGCCGUGGACUUUUGGACCCUGGGCGUGCUCAUCUUUGAGAUGCUUGUCGGGCGGCCCCCCUUCCACAGCGCUGAGCCUCAGAAAAUCUACAGCAAGAUCAUGGACGGCAUCUUCUCCUUCCCGGUGUUUGUGAGCGAGUCUGCCUGCUCCCUCGUGGCCAAGCUGUGCAGGCGCCGGCCAGGGCAGCGCCUGGGCAAUACCAGCAGCGGCAUCCGUGGCAUCCGUAAGCACAGGUGGUUCAGCUCCCUCUCCUGGAAAAAGCUGGCGCUGCGUCAGAUCGAGGCCCCCACCACCGUUCUGCUCAAGCAGGGCUCCCCCUACGUCAACUUCAAGCGCUUCUCGGUCUCCCGGCAGCAGCAGCCCGAAGAGGAGUUUUCUGGCUGGGACGAAGACUUCUAAGCUCCUGGAACCGCUGAGGGGGGAGGGCAGGAAGACCCUUCCUCUGACCCCACAGACUGGAGCCGCAGCUGAGAGGGAGCCCCCGCAGCCUCUCUCUCCCCUCGAAAUGCUUUUCAGCAGGGGCCCCCCAGCCUGGGUGUCCUCAGCCCCCUGCCCCCAGUGCUUGGCCAAGGCUCUCGUGUGCCCCUUCCUCUCCCCCCACAACUGCCUUGUCUGGGAGCUGAUGGCUGCAGUGGGCAGAGUCACUGUGAAAGGGGGAAACCUCCAAUCUGCCUUGUCUCGUCCUGCUCAAUGUGGAAAAUAAAAUUAGUUCAGGGAA